This is a messenger RNA of Astrephomene gubernaculifera, 987 nucleotides long. The record is from the annotation of a GenBank genome assembly. NCBI's taxonomy places the organism in Eukaryota, Viridiplantae, Chlorophyta, Chlorophyceae, Chlamydomonadales, Astrephomenaceae.
GCCGCUGCUGGUGCUGACCGCGGGGCAGCUGGAGGACAGCGAGUUGCGCUUCCGUCGCCUGCACGCCGCCGCCGUCGUGGCGGGCGCCGCCGCCGACGCCGCCACGCCGCUGCUGCUGUCGUCUGACCUCCGCACCGCCGUCGCAGCGUCGGAGGUGUUACGCGGCGCGCUGUCGGCGCUGUCGGCGGCGACGCCUGCGGUGGAGGCGGAGGCGGCGGUGGUUGAGGAGUACGGCGGCGCGGAGGGGCGCAUGCGGCCGGUGCGGCCCGAGACGCCGAAAGUGCUGCCGGCGGUGGCGGCGGGGUGGGGGCCGCUGAUGGCGACGCUGAGGGACGCGCGGACGCCGGUGGUGGAGCGGGGACUGGCAGCUGUGGCAGAGCUGGUGGCUGUGGCAGGCGGCAGAUUCCUGGCACGGCGCUUCCAGCAGGAGGCCUGGCCUGUGCUGCAGCGCCUGCUGACCCACGGGACGGCGCACACGCCCGGGCAGCUCAGCCUUGGAACAGAGGCGGUGCGGGCCGCUCCGCCCUCACGACGCCUCACUGCGUCGCUGUCUGACGGCGGCGGCGGCAUCAGCGUCAUGGGCGGGGAGGACGCCGCUGGGUCGCUGGCGCCCGCCGCCGUGACCCGGGUGCGGGUGGCGGCGCUGGGCUGCCUGGAGUCGGUGUGCAGGUGCCCGGACGCCACCGUGGCGGUACGGACUCUCACGUGGGCCAUUGCGCAGGCCGCCUUGCCGUUCCUUGGCGCCGCACAUGCCGCUCCGCUGCAUGAGGCGGCGCGUGCAACGCUCCUGGCGGUGGCCGCCCUAGACCCUGACGGCGUGUGGUUGCUGUUGUACGACACCUCCUCCAACAUGCCGCCGUCGUUGACGUUAACAACAGCUUCCGUUGCACAGAGCCUUGAACACCGUGACCCACAUCAGAGGCCUACUCAGUCCCAGCAGCGGCCACGCGCCGGUGUUGCGGACGACCUCCGGCAGCCACCUGGGGC